AUGGUAAUCUAAUACGAUUUAAGUGAUAAUAAAACACAACAAAAGUACAAUGGAUUGUGGAAGCUCUACCUGUUUGUUACUUGUACCGCCAAAUCCUAUAGGAACAGAGCUUGAAGUCACAACUUUCGAUGACUUUUUGGACGGUAUGAUGGAACUUACAGAAAGCGAAAAUAUAAGGAAUAUAUCGGAGCUAUCUUGCAUGGACUCAACGCCUGAGGAAAUCAGUAAAUUGGAACUUCAAUCACACGAUGAAUGUCUCGAGUCAAGAAACAAUAUUAAUCUACAGAAGAUAAAGUUUCUGGUUUCACAUUUGAAAAGGAUAAGAAAUCUGAUCACCAAAGUUCAAGAAGACUACCCGUCACGGAUCGUUGAUUAUUUGUCAAGCUUCGCUGAUUAUGUCUACCAAACAGGUUGUAAACUACAAAAAAGAGAUUUUGAGGACAUCGUGGCGCAAGAUAAAUACAUAAUCGACAACUUCUUUGCAAAUAAAUAUUUGUGGCAAUAUACUUUGAGCACCGAGACAGGAAAGUCAGUGGAGUACGAUUUGCCAAAUGCGUUUACCAAAAGUACAGAGGUUAAAAUGAGCAAAACAUUGAACUUGCUUACCGAGGAAGAAAAUUCGAUGGAAUGCGAUUCAGAGAAUAUGUAUGUCGAAAAUACAGAGGAAAAAUUCAGCAAAAAAUUGAAAUUGGGACCCCAAUUGAGUGUUGCGAAGACAUUGCCAAUCACUCUGCCACGAACGAAACAGCGAAAAAGUGCGAAAAAACAAAAAAAAGCAAAAUCUGACAAAAAAGUGAAAAAAAUUGAAAAACAUAAAAUGACAAACGCCGAUUUUGCUUCAAAAAAGAAAAAAAGAAAACCCGAAAAUUGUGCUAAAAAAUCAAAGGAUAAAACAUCCCACGACACAGUUUUAUGUAAGGAAGGCAACCAGAAUCGAAAUGAGUCUUCAGACCCAAGAAGAAAAAUGAGCGUUGUUGGAAAUGGUCAGAGUGCACCAAAAAAGAAAAGUUUGGUGCAAACUGAGGCCAGCACCAAUGUCCACCUAUCCGAAAAAAAUGGGAAAUUGAUAAGUAAAAAGCUCGAUAGCAACAAAAUAUCCCGCAAAGGCGAACCAUCCCCCGUCUUGCAUAGCCCACAAUACACAAGCAGUAGCGAUUUAUACAAGAAUCACAACACAGCAGAAAAAGUUACCACCCCGUCGAUAUCCAUCGAUAAAAGUCGAGUCGGCAUCAACAAUACUACAAAUAAACGGAAUAAAGCUAUCUCAAAAAUUAAUAAGUUUCCAACUUCUAAGAAAGGACACCCAAAUUACGAUCGACAGAAGUUAAAAGAAGUUGUGCCAGCUCCUCUAGCAAACUACCCUGAUGUUGGCGAUGGAAAAACGUCAAGCCUAUCAACCAACUCGAGAGCCGAAUCUAAGGAAAAUACUCCAACAAAUUCUAAUGCACAGGAAGGAAAUUCUCAAUCUCUCUCUUGUCAUGGAAAGAAUUAUUCUACCGAUAAUACGUUGUCAACUGCCAGACAUUCUGAAUCAGUUAUCAAAAAGUCAAUUCCAAAGACUCACACGAAAAACAACUUUGCGGAAUAUAGUCUUACUGAUUCAACAAAUGUACACCCAAAAUCUCAAGCCCCAUUGACUGGCCAUAUCAAUUUUUUGACUAACAGUUCCAUUACGUUGCCAAGUACAACAAAUUGUAAUACAGAUAGCAACAAUUUGAAUAAUACAAAGAACAAAACGGAUACAUCAAAUUCAACAAACGAAAACAAAAAUCGUGACAGUUCGUCUAUGGACACGGAGGAGUCUAUCGUGGUUAUUCCCAAUGCUUCCCCAAUAAAACACCCAGCUAGCUGCAAAUCAAAUCCAUUGCGUCACAGGAAAAGCCCCCCAAAGGAAAAUACUAAUACAAAUUCAUUUUCUGAAGGCCCCAAACCAAAGCACUCAUCUCUCCGCGAAAUGAAUGCUCCUAGCAAUCCUAUUUUGCUAUCAAGUACAAAAAACUGUGAUGAAGGAAUCAAUGGUUUGACGAAAUACCAAGGUGACAAACUGCUCACUCACACGAAAGGGAGCAACAUUUACCACACUUCAUCGAAUGACCCGAACGAAUCGCGGAAUUCGGCAAACUAUACGGUCAAUCCCACAAUAAGCAAACCAGCUGAGAACGACGUGGAAACGUCAGAAGUAACAAAGGAGAGGCCUAAUGUCACAGCAAACAAUCAAAGUAGUAGUUAUAAAAAGGAAUCAACUUCAAAUAUAAGUUCAAAUACUAUUCCCAAAAGCUACUCGGAGGAAAGCACUACCACAAUAUCUAGAUAUGAGAAACCCAAACCUAUACCGCCCCUAAUGCGUCCUCCUAGUGAUCCCCGAAAGCCAAAAUGGAAUGGAAACCAGUACAAUUACGAAAAUCGGUAUUUCUAUGAGAGUAAUAGGGGUCAAGGGUCACGUUAUCCACCACGUGGUAAGUCCUACAACAACCAGCAAAACCAGUAUCCACCGUACAUGCAAAUUCCCCCUCCCGGAUGUUACCGCUAUCCAACUCAAUAUCGCCCGUACAAUCGCCACCCAACUCCACCCAGAUAUCAGGAGCGUUACUACUAGAAGACCAACUCAACAGUGUAGUAAAAUGUUUGCUGUUAAUGGUUUGCUACGAGUCUAUGUUGUUUAAAUUUUGUGUUGCAGAUAUGCACAGUAAUGGUAACCCAUAUUCCUUUUCUUGCGGAUAUGAAAGACAACAAGCGGGCUUCAUCAUAUGGUGAAUCAAAACAAAUUUCAGAGAAAGAUUGGUAAUUUCUUGGUGAAAUGCCAAUUAUGCACCUACUGUACGCAAACUGAAAUAUCCUACCCAAUAAUGGCAUUUUUCACUUUUCAAAUAUUGGAAAAACUCAUAAUUUUUAUUGCUUUUUUUCUUCACUGAUUAAGUUUAUUGUUAUUUAUUACCGAUUUCGCUUUUCAUAACAAAGAGCGGUUCAUUUUCUGACUUUAUACAACUGACUGACCGGUCAUUUUAGUCCUAUUAAGAAGGGUCUAUUAUAUAUCACAGACUUUACUACUAUUUUCAGUGCGAUCCAACUUCGAAAGUUAGUUGUUCCAUUUCCAUUAUUUUUUUCCCACCCCGCAUCCUUUGAUAAUAUGGUUAUUUUUUAUGCAAAUAAAAGUGCCCUGAGAUUCUGUUGGUUGUUAUAAUCUUUUACAUACAAUUCAAUCCAAUAUUUUAUUUUUAAGAGAAAACAGGAUUUCUUAUUGCUAUUUAUUUAGUCAGGGGUUUAUUCUAUACUUUAUUUAUAUUUUAUUUAAGUUUUUUGCCAUCAAAAUCCAAAAUUUUUUCUCAAAAUUGUCCAGCCACGACUUCAUUCAAGAUCUACUCUACUCCAAGUAGGCAUCGAGUCGUAAAGACUGAAGAGCAAUGAGUUUUGCAUCUAAAAACUGUUUUAGCGCGAUAUAUACACUGAAACACAUAUACUUUGAAUCGCAGAUUAAAAAUAGAGUCUUGCCUGUAACGGCCUUGCAAUCUUGCUAAGGUUGAAAUGUAAACUUUACCCUUUUUUGCGCCGACUGAACGAUCAAUUUCGUCCAGGAUUGAAAACCACUCAUAUCCCCGAUUCUGCUACUUUCUCCAUUAAAAAUAAUCUUAACAAAGUCAAUCUUCCAAGUCAUUCCGUGAUCAUUAGCAUAUACUAAAUUUCAAAAGUACUAUGCCAAAUUUCAAUCCAGAUAUGCUUAUUUUAUUUAUGCAAAUAGAAGUGCCAUGAGAUUCUUCUUUUCAAUUACUUUUUGUAUCCAACUUACGGGUUAUUUUUCCAACGCAAAUAUUGUUCCAUUUAUUGCAAAUGAAAGUGCCGUGAGAUAUAUUAUUAUUAUUUAUCUGAUAAACUUUUUCAUACUCAGUUAUUCUCGUACACAUCUUACUCCCAAGCUAGUUUCGUGCCUCCACUAAAUUUUUAAAUAAAAAAGUGGCGUUUUCAAUUGCCUAAAUUUUAACUCAAAUGGGGUUAUUUUUUGCAAAGAAAAGUGUCCUGAUAUUUUUCAUUCAAUUACUUGUUAUACUUUUUGCAUCUAAACCACUGGUUAUCAUUCCGGUACAUAUUUCCACCAGUAAUUAUGAGGCUUCCUCGGAUGCCUAUAUUCCCAAUCAAAUACGGUUCCAUUGUAUACAAAUGAAGUGCUCUGAGAUUCUGUUACUUGUUAUAUUUUUUCCGUUCAAUUCAUGUUACUACUUUGUUUUUUAGAAUCGGCUUUUCGGUUACCCAAAUAUCCAACCAAAUAUUGCUAUUUUUAUGCAAGUAAACGUAUUUAAGAUUCUUUGAUGUUUGAAUUUUUGCAUAUUUUUUUUAUUUAUUUGCCCGUGUUCCUUAUUAAGCCCUGGCAUGGUUAUCGCUUUUCCGGAAGUGAAUCGUUUUGGUUUCCUUGAAACUAGCCAAACGAGUAAUUCACUAUUCCGAUACAUUCUGGAAUAACAAUUUUGAAUAUGGAAUAUCGACUAGAAUAUAAAUUAGGUCAUCCUCAAUCUGGGAAUUUAAAUAAACCAUUUUGAUUCACGAAAUUUGGUUUUCGAUUAAUGCGAUAAGAACGUUAUGUCAAUCGCUUUCUUUUUGUACAAUGUCGUAGUUGCGUGAAGUCCUUUUCUUGUCUAGUCGUGAGAUGUCUAAUGCUCAAAAAUCAUAAAUUUAUAAAUGAAACUAUUUUUUCUUGUUCCCAGAAUCAAGAUUGGGCGCUCCAGAAGAAGAAUUAAAAUGUACUAAUAUAGAGGUAACUAAUUUUGUUUGCCUAGUUUACACCAAGUUGUGUAAAGGGACUGGAAUCUAUGGACAGGGGGUAUAUUCACAUGGCUAACACAGACAGUCCCCAAACUCGUAACAGAACUAAAAUAAGGAAAAUCGGAAUAAAAUCGUGGCCUAACACACACUACGGAGUACCCAAGAUUUACUAAAUCGAUUUUGAAAUCAGAUAUUCCGAACCUGAAGUAUUAGACAUCCCAGUUCGUCUCCCGCUUCCUAUUUCACUCCUCAAUUUUGAAUUUUCAUAAGUCUGGUUUCCGAUCAUAAAGUCAGCCGUCAAUUUGCAAAUUUAAUAAUGCCGGAUGUUAAUCUUUACAUACUCCCAAAUGGAUACUCUUGUAGUAUGUGUACUAGGAUAGGGUUUGGCCUUAAUUUUUUCCGAUUUUUCUCUAUUUUAGUUUGAUUAUGAGUUCGAGGACUGUCUGUGAUAGCCAAGUGAAUAUAUGCCCCCUGCCCAUUGUUUCCAGUCCCUUCAAGGUAGGCGAACAAAAUUAGUCACCUCCAUAUCGGUACACACAUUUCUGGAGCCCCCCAAUCAAUGUUGUAAAUAACAAAAUCUUGCCCAAAUCUCACAUAAUAACAUGAAAAAAAAGUCCGAAUUGUUAGCAAUUUACAACUACUUUUUUUUAGUUCGGCCUUCAUUAUUAUUUGUCUAUUUUCUAUUAUUCAGAGCUGCAAUAAAAACUAUAAAUAUGA
This is a messenger RNA of Styela clava, 5469 nucleotides long. RefSeq lists its product as uncharacterized. NCBI's taxonomy places the organism in Eukaryota, Metazoa, Chordata, Ascidiacea, Stolidobranchia, Styelidae. The record is from RefSeq and is a predicted model, not a curated record.